This is a messenger RNA of Elgaria multicarinata webbii, 3729 nucleotides long. It is a transcript of the gene GSPT1, whose product is annotated as G1 to S phase transition 1. Bases 63 to 1988 code for a protein of 641 amino acids. NCBI's taxonomy places the organism in Eukaryota, Metazoa, Chordata, Lepidosauria, Squamata, Anguidae. Gene Ontology annotation, molecular function: translation release factor activity; GTP binding; GTPase activity. The transcript has 15 exons. Gene Ontology annotation, biological process: translation. Gene Ontology annotation, cellular component: translation release factor complex. The record is from RefSeq and is a predicted model, not a curated record.
CUCCCAGGCCUUCGGGAGCCGCUUCGGGAAGCGCAGAGGCUUGUGGGGGGCGGGCACACAAAAUGGAGGCGAACGGCAGCGGGAGCAGCAGCGACUCGGCUCCCGACUGCUGGGACCAGGCGGACAUCGAGCCGGGCAGCGGCCCUGCCGGCUCCUCGGGCUCUUCUUCCGUCGCCGCCGCCGCCGCCGCCGCCGAGGACGCGCCGAGCCCGGCCCAGCUCGACGCCGACGAGCAGCUGCUGGGCGCGGCCUUCAGCCGGCACCUCAACGUCAACGCCAAGCCCUUCGUGCCCAAUGUCCACGCCGCCGAGUUCGUGCCGGCCUUCCUGAGGGGGAGCCCCGCAGGGCCGGCUUCCGCGCCGGGCCUGCCUCCGCCGCCUUCGCCGCCGCCGGGCCUACCGCCCCCGACGCUGCCUCACGGGGCAUCCGCAGAACCUUCGCAAGAGGAACAUCCGUCAUCUUGUGAAGGGUCAAAUGCUGCAGUCAGUAUGGAAAUCUCGGAACCAGUUGUAGAAAACGGAGAAACAGAAAUGUCCCCUGAAGAAUCGUGGGACCACAAAGAAGAAGCCAUUGAAACUGAAUUAGCAAGUGGACCUUCUGGAGAUGCAGGACCUAUUGAAGAGGGUACCCAGGAAAUGAUGGAGGAAGAAGAAGAGAUACCAAAACCUAAAUCCAUGGUAGCACCCCCAGGUGCUCCCAAAAAAGAACAUGUUAACGUAGUAUUCAUUGGGCAUGUAGAUGCUGGAAAAUCAACAAUUGGAGGUCAAAUAAUGUACUUGACAGGCAUGGUUGAUAAACGAACACUUGAAAAAUAUGAACGGGAAGCUAAAGAAAAGAACAGAGAAACCUGGUACCUCUCCUGGGCCUUAGACACGAACCAGGAAGAACGGGACAAAGGUAAAACCGUGGAAGUGGGCCGUGCUUAUUUUGAAACGGAGAAGAAACACUUCACAAUUUUAGAUGCUCCAGGGCAUAAGAGCUUUGUCCCAAAUAUGAUCGGUGGUGCCUCUCAAGCUGACCUAGCUGUCUUGGUUAUCUCUGCAAGGAAAGGCGAAUUUGAAACUGGUUUUGAGAAAGGCGGGCAAACAAGAGAGCAUGCCAUGUUAGCGAAAACUGCAGGUGUAAAACAUUUAAUAGUUCUUAUUAAUAAAAUGGAUGAUCCAACUGUGAACUGGAGCACUGAAAGGUAUGAAGAAUGUAAAGAGAAACUGGUGCCAUUCUUGAAGAAAGUUGGCUUCAAUCCCAAAAAAGAUAUUCACUUCAUGCCCUGCUCGGGACUGACUGGAGCGAACCUCAAGGAGCAGUCGGACUUCUGUCCUUGGUAUAUUGGGCUCCCAUUUAUUCCAUAUCUGGAUAACUUGCCAAACUUCAACAGAUCUGUUGAUGGACCAAUCAGGCUGCCAAUUGUCGAUAAAUAUAAGGAUAUGGGCACGGUGGUUCUGGGAAAGCUGGAAUCGGGCUCUAUUUGCAAAGGACAGCAGCUUGUGAUGAUGCCAAACAAGCACAACGUGGAAGUCCUUGGAAUCCUUUCUGAUGAUGUAGAAACUGAAUCCGUAGCUCCAGGUGAAAAUCUGAAGAUCCGGCUGAAAGGGAUUGAAGAAGAGGAGAUCCUUCCAGGGUUUAUACUCUGUGAUCUUAAUAAUCUGUGUCAUUCAGGACGCACUUUUGAUGCUCAGAUAGUGAUAAUUGAGCACAAAUCCAUCAUCUGCCCUGGUUACAAUGCGGUGCUGCAUAUUCAUACCUGUAUUGAAGAAGUUGAGAUCACAGCCUUAAUCUGUCUGGUAGACAAAAAAUCAGGAGAGAAAAGCAGAACACGGCCCCGUUUCGUCAAACAAGAUCAAGUGUGCAUUGCCCGUUUAAGGACAGCAGGAACCAUCUGCCUUGAGACGUUCAAAGACUUCCCUCAAAUGGGCCGUUUCACCUUAAGAGAUGAGGGUAAGACCAUUGCAAUUGGAAAAGUUCUGAAAUUGGUUCCAGAGAAGGACUAAGCGUUUUUGACAAGCCUGCAGAAAUACUGUGAGGAUUAAAAAAAAAAAAAGGACUCUGCAAAAGCCUACUUCACAACGCCUUCUUAUUUUCUUCCCAUUGAUAACCUUCUCCCUAUAUUUUACAAAGACGAAAUUUCACAGCAAAGGUCCACAUUCUGUCAGCUUUCUCAUAUUGAGAGCUCUGCUAUGCCACCGUUGAAUUCCCCCCUCCCCAAGUUUUUUUUUUCCCUUCCUCCUAAAUUCUGCUUCCUUGGAAAGAUUUGGCAAUAGCUUUGUAAGUGAUGUGGACACAAUUGCCUAGAAUUAUGAAAAAUCUAUAGGAUUUAUGUUUAAUUCCCCCCUCCCAGCGUAUUGAAACAUUUUUCAAGGCAGAUCAUUCGGCGUGUGCGAGCGAGCGUGCACAUGUUACAAAGACAAUUACCAUGUUAAUAAACUAUUCAAUUUGAAAUCUUUUUUUUGGGUAUCUUAAUUGCUUUUGAAUAAUGUUUUUAUCCAGAUAGAACACCUGUUGCAUUAGCUUUUAACUUGCCGAGUAAACUGAAUAUCCGAUUACUUAGGCUGUUCUAAAACCAAACUCUUUCCUUUGCCAACUCCUCAACCAAGUUUUAAAUGAAGCAGUUAGACAAUUGACAAAAAAACUGUACUAAGGAAACUUUCUUUUGCCCUUUCCUUAUGGUGGUUUUAAAAAAGAAAUCUUAAAUAUGUUCAUGCAAGUAUGGUACUAUUUAAUUAGUGUUGCAUAUGCCUAAACAAUUAAGUUAACUUUGCUUAUAUAUAUGAAAAGUUAUCUUAACAUAAUUGUUUAGGCACGGGGAUGAUCUAGAUCUUCCUGUCUUGGAGUACGUCAUCAAAUUCUUCCUGGCAGAAAAUGCUAACCAAUAAAAUUAGUAGACUGUUACAUGACAACUCUGGCAAUAACGCUGGUACACAAUGUUCAGUCUGAAAACUGAGCUUAAGUAUCAGUUUAUGAUAACGUUACUCGGUUCAUUCUGUCUUUAACUUGGAAGACUGGGGAAUCUUUUUGGAGGGGGGUGGGCGGCCAGGGACUUGAACUGAGCCAAAUCGGCUGCAGUUGUGGGGUGGGCUAUUCCCUCUUCGACUGCCAAUAGCCGGAUGGUGGCCCAAUCAGUGAGUACCACUUAUUUAAUCCUAAAGGUUUGCUGGUUAAAACUGAGAAUAGAAUCAAGCACAGUCUCUGUACAUUUCUGCAUAUCAAAGCAAUUUGAACUAGAGGAAAACAGAAGUGAAUAAUAGGACUUCUGGCUGGCAGUUCGAAGGAGCCGGGUAGUCAACGUACACUUGGCUAUAGGCUGAAGUGUGAGGUUUCUACGAUUGCUAUAAAAAGGAAGGGGAAAGCAGAAAGCAGGAUGCAGCGAUACUCCAGAGUGUAUUGGCCAUCUUCAUUAUCAGGUUUAGGGAGAUGGCGGGUUUCAGAGAUUGUUCAAAACACUUCUAUUGAAUCCGUUGCAAUUGUAUGUUGAUCGAGUAAUGUGCCCUUUUCCUCCAAGUCUACAGUCGUGUGACUGUCUCAUCUCACACCCUUCUAAAUUUAAAACGUUUGGCCCAUUUCCUUUUUUGUUUUGUUUUGUUUCUUUGUAAUUGUGGAAUUCCCAUCCAUGUCAUGUUAAGGCUACAUUGUAUGGACGAGGCAAAGUUUAUUGUCCUUCAGUUUCAUAUGACUACACUUGUAGCUACCGUAAUGCAUGAAAAUUUAAAUAAAUUUUAUUAUUAUGUCUGCAAA